UAUCCAGACGCCUUUGAGCUAUUGAUUUUCUCUUACAUAUUUUCUCUAUAAAUAAUAUAUUUUGGGCACUCUUAAAUUUUAUUUUAAUGUUGUCAAGUGGAUAGACCUUGUGAUCUAUAUCUAUGAUUAAAAAUAGAUCUCAUGUGUUGAUUCUUUCUAAAGUCAAGUACCAAUAUAUUUUUCUGUUUGUUAAUGAUUGAAAAAGUUGAAUGGCUAUGAUGAUGAAUAGUUAAAAUAAUAAUAACUACUACGGAAAAUACAACAAAGUAAACGAAUUUCCUGAAAUGGAUGCGUCAAAACGUCCUUUGAAAAUACCAGUAAAAUUCAUCCCUUAUCUGGAAAAACAUGAUAUUUUCAACUUGUUUCGUGGCUUAGCAACAUCUAUUAUCAUAGAGAAGCCAAACGAUAUUUUGCAAUUUAUGAAAAAUGAGGUUAUACAAUAUGAGAAACGCGCAUACAGACCAAGGCAAAUAAUGUUCAUAGCUCCACCGCAUCUUGCUAUUCAACAUUUGGCUGAUCAGUUGUAUUUAUCUUGCAAACUGACGUCUAUCAACUAUGCUGAUGUAGUGCGCGAAGUCGGCUCUCAAGAGAUAUUGAAAAAUGUAUGCUCUAGCCCUAUAAAACUAGCAAAUGCAACAUUGAAUUACAUCAAAGUGAAUAAGCUUGAACUGAAUAAUGGGUGGAUUAUGGUUGGCUUUCCUAACACAAAGGAAGAAGGUAUAGCUCUCCAAAAAGUUGGAAUUUUUCCAACCCACACAUUUCAAAUAACUCAUGAUCCCAAAGAAUAUGACGAGAAAGACUUCUGGAAUGACAAUUUAAGCGAGGAUUGGUCUUAUGAAGGUUUCAGUAGAAUGAUGAAGGAUUACAAAAGAAGAGCAGUGGGACUCCGGCAAAUUUAUCAGUCCACAUUGAAGACAAUUGUUGUGCGAGGGAGAACUCUGGCUGAAUUGAAGAAUGACAUCCUAUCUAGUCUACUGAAAUUCAACUAUGAUGGACUAGCAUUUGCACCGAGGGUGGCGCUUCUAGGAGUGAGAGGCUCGAGGAGAAGAACGCUGGCGAAAAUGAUGUCUGAACGCCUGAAGCUUGUUCAUAUCCAUUUCUGGGAUUUGAUGGAACAAGCAAAACAAUGGAAUAAUGAUGUAGGUGAUGCAAUAAGAGAUUCAUUAGACUUAUUUCAAGGGAUUAAUAUGAAUGCGGCAUUGGAAAUUCUAGAGAAACGACUGUUAUCUGAUGACUGUCUUGAACGUGGAUGGGUUUUGACUGGGUUUCCCAAUGACGAAUGUGAUUUUAAAAACCUAGAUACCUUGUCUACACCACCAAACAAAAUAAUUUUCCUGGAAAUACCCAGUGAAGUAUGCUACAAACGUUUGAAAGACAGGUGUAUAAAUAUGUACACGGGAGAGGUAUUGUCCAAGGCAAAAAUUGCUGACAAUCCAGUUAUUCAGAAUCAAACUACCACACACCCGCAUGAUGCAGAAAACAUAAUCACCCAGGAACAAAAAGCUUAUCUGACUGAAUAUCAUGUUCGUAUUAGAUUAUUAGAUCCACUAGUCAAAAUGUUGAAGGGCGCAUUAAUUAUAUGAAACUGCUAAAUAUUAAUGCUACUGUAAUAUGGAUUGUAGUAUGUAGAGCUGAUUUACAAUAAUUUAUAAAUGUACUCAUGAUAUGUAUUCAGAUACAAAAUGUUAUUAUGAACGCAUAUGAAAUAUGGACAUUUAUUACCUCAUUUGAACAUCAAUACAUAGACAUACAUUUGAGCAUUAAUUCCUCAAAACAUGAGUGUAUUUUACCUCACAAAUGUUUUCUACUAAAGUUUUAAAGAAUCUUUCUAUUAGGCUAUCAAAUCACGUACAUUUGGGGCUGUAUUUAUGUACGAUUCUUAUGUCGUUCGUCUUUUAGAGAAGAACGCUUUUUGGUGAUCUAUACAGAGUAAUUCUAUUGGCUGCCUGGUUCAACGAUUCCUAUCAGAUCCUGUUGUUGGUUGCUGAUAGUGAGAUUUACCUUAAAAUGUUAACAUUGGUUGAAUGGGAAGCGAUCAAUUGUGAAGCGAUCAAUUGAAAUGCUGGCAGUUCGAGGAGAAUCUCUCUAUACCGGUAGGCAACAGG
This is a messenger RNA of Nilaparvata lugens (brown planthopper), 2105 nucleotides long. Its product is annotated as adenylate kinase 8-like. Lineage: Eukaryota; Metazoa; Arthropoda; Insecta; Hemiptera; Delphacidae. Gene Ontology annotation, biological process: nucleoside triphosphate biosynthetic process. Bases 285 to 1583 code for a protein of 432 amino acids. Gene Ontology annotation, cellular component: cytoplasm. The transcript is spliced from 10 exons. Gene Ontology annotation, molecular function: ATP binding; nucleoside diphosphate kinase activity; AMP kinase activity. The record is from RefSeq and is a predicted model, not a curated record.